AUGAAGCAAACAAUAUUCUUUUCACUCCUCCUAGUACUAUUUGCUCCCAUCUUUUCUACCACCACUUUAGCCCAGUCACCAGCUGCAGCCCCUAAAGCCCCAGCAAAACCUGCUCCUUCCUCACCAGCUCCAGCACCAGCAAAACCAUUAGUCCCCUCAUUACCCCAAUCACCUAUGGCUGAUUCUUCUUCUGGUCAAGACAUCAUCAAAAUUCUAAGGAAGGCUAAAUCAUUCAGCACACUAAUCCGCUUGCUCAAAACCACCCAAAUUAUCAACCAAAUCAAUGCACAGCUGGUAACUACAAAAUCUGGUGGUUUAACCAUUCUAGCACCAGAUGAUGGUGCCUUCUCACAACUCAAAGCAGGUUACUUCAACUCUCUGGAUGGGCGCCAACAGAAAGAACUGAUACAGUUUCAUGUUCUUCCCGUUUAUGUGUCAAGCUCAAACUUUGAUUCUCUCAGCAACCCCGUGCUGACACUGGCCAGUGAUAGCCCCACUGGGUAUCAAUUAAAUGUGACAGCUUAUGGAAACAGUGUGAAUAUUUCAACUGGGGUGGUAAGUGCAACACUCACAGGCAUUGUGUAUUCGGAUAAGACACUUGCCAUAUAUCAUGUGGACAAGGUGCUUAUUCCUUUGGAUUUCUCUAAGCCUAGGCCACCAGCUCCUGCACCCUCUCUGGCGAAGGCACCUAAAGCUGAUAAGGAUAACUCAUCUGCAGAAGAUGGUGAUCAGGGAGAGACAACCAAAGCCACUUCUGGUGCCAUCAAUUUAAUUAGCAUUCCAAGAACAAUGUUGGUGUCACUUGGUGUUGCUUUAGUUGCUGCAUUAAUAAUCUCCAGUUGA
Gastrolobium bilobum is the source of this 843-nucleotide messenger RNA. Its product is annotated as fasciclin-like arabinogalactan protein 12. The record is from RefSeq and is a predicted model, not a curated record. NCBI's taxonomy places the organism in Eukaryota, Viridiplantae, Streptophyta, Magnoliopsida, Fabales, Fabaceae. The transcript has a single exon. The coding region runs from base 1 to 843 and encodes 280 amino acids.